Penicillium chermesinum is the source of this 363-nucleotide messenger RNA. Its product is annotated as MGR2/ROMO1 family protein. The record is from RefSeq and is a predicted model, not a curated record. The transcript is spliced from 5 exons. Bases 1 to 363 code for a protein of 120 amino acids. Gene Ontology annotation, biological process: protein insertion into mitochondrial inner membrane; protein import into mitochondrial matrix. Lineage: Eukaryota; Fungi; Ascomycota; Eurotiomycetes; Eurotiales; Aspergillaceae. Gene Ontology annotation, cellular component: TIM23 mitochondrial import inner membrane translocase complex.
AUGCCUGUUGUCGCUGGCCCUGUCGCAGGAGGUCCUGCCGGUCCUUCAACCUUUGACAAGAUGAAAAUGGGUGCUUUGAUGGGCUCAACUGUCGGUGGUAUCAUGGGUUUCAUUGUUGGAACCGUGACGAUUUUCCAAUACGGUGCUGGUCCUAACGGAGUGUUCCGCACUUUGGGCAAGUACAUGGUGGGCUCCGGUGCGACUUUUGGUGCAAAGCAACUUACACUCUCCCUUUUUCCCAGCCUUUUCAUGUCCAUUGGUAGCGUCAUUCGAACCGAGGGCCCUCACAACGAUGCCUGGCUCCGUGCCCGGGGACCCCCAAUUAUGCUGCCCCGCCAGAAGCCUUUGAACCAACGCCAAUAG